Messenger RNA from Acanthopagrus latus (yellowfin seabream), 2216 nucleotides. RefSeq names its product myeloid cell surface antigen CD33-like. NCBI's taxonomy places the organism in Eukaryota, Metazoa, Chordata, Actinopteri, Spariformes, Sparidae. The record is from RefSeq and is a predicted model, not a curated record. The transcript is spliced from 8 exons. Bases 145 to 1374 code for a protein of 409 amino acids.
CCCUUUUGGCUUCGGGAUAGUUUAGCAAGGCAAAUAAUGUGACUGCUUCACGGAUUGCACUUCUUACCAUUUAAAGCCACAGAAUUCUGUGAUCUGCUUUGGAAAGACGUUCUGCAGGAUUUCAUUUUCCAGGUUUUUCAGGUGAUGAGUGUCAUGGCAGUCCUGUGUGUGAAUAUGGUGACAGCCAACAUGUUGCUGAGCAUCUUCUUUGUUUCCGGUGCUUUGGCUGCCUGUCCAGGGGAUGCAGGCCUCUUCAUCACUGCACCAAUGACAAUGGAAGCACUGAGUGGAUCCUGUUUGCUCAUCCCAUGUAUGUUCAGACCCAAGCCAGAACAAGAGUUUGACGGUGAAAGAGACACCUUUGGAGUGUGGAUUAAGAGCGACGCCAGAUUUGUCAGUACCAACAACGUCAUUCUCAACAGCAGUGGCACAGUUAACACCUAUCCAAUGAGUAUUAUUGGAAACCUGUCUCAAAAAAACUGCACCACUCUGUUUUCCAGUUUAAUCCCAAAAUACACUGACACAUAUUUCUUAAGAAUUGAAAACUGGCCAUUCAGAGCAUCAGCAUAUUGUGAUCCUCUUCAAGUCUCAGUUAAAGAUUCUCCUCGUCGCCCCACAAUUGAGAUCUCAGGUGAUCUGCAGGAGAAGGAGUCUGUCACUAUAACCUGCUCAGCUUUCACUCCCUGUCCACACUCCCCUCCUAAACUCACCUGGAAUCUCCAACAAGACUCUCACAACAAAAUAGAGGAAAACACAGAUGGAACCUUUACAACUAAAAUCCAGGAGACCAUCACUCUGUCAGAGCAACAUGAUGGAUACAACAUCAGCUGUUCUGCCACAUAUCCUGUGAAUGAAGGAAAAGAUGUCAAGACAGCAGAGGAGACAAAGACUCUCAGUGUUUCAUACUCUCCCAGGGACACUUCCGUGGUCAUCAGUCCCACUGAUCCAGUGUCAGUCGGCAGUGUGGUGAACCUGACCUGCUCCUGCAGAGGAAACCCCGCCAUUGUCCACUUUGUCUGGUUCAUGCUCAGUGACGGCAGACUGGAACUGAUCAGAGUUGAUACGCAGGUUUAUGGUUUUGAAGUGACCAACAGUGAUCGAGGCAGAUUGUUCUACUGUGGAUGCAGAAACGAUCUGGACAUUCAGCUUUCAACAGGACUACAGCUGACCUUUAAAGGUGGUCAACAGUCUGGACUGGUUGGGGUCCAAGUUGUGGUAAAGCUUGUGGGAAUCAUAACGCUUGUCAGUGUGUCAGUCAUCUUUGAGUGCUGGUUUCGAUUAAGACGCUCCACCACACCACCGAAGGAGGCCGUAGAACCAGACUAUGUGAACGCAGUGCGUCAGCCAUCAUCAGGAAACAGACAGGGAAAAUGAAGAUGCGAAUAUUUCGCCCUCUUUGACUGUACUUGUUAGCGUGCAGCCUAUGAUAAACUGUUGAUGCUGAUUACCACAGACUUGGGUGUAUAAUCAUUUUAUAAUGUGUUUUUUUCCACCAUGUGUUUCUUUGUUGAGGUGAAAACAUUAUCAUAAAGAAUGUAUCUCAUGUUGAAAUCAUCUAUGGCACCUGACUUUUUUAUUUUGUUCUCAAAGUCUAAUAUUGGUUAUUUUUCAACCUGGACCAUAUUUUCCUGUUUUUGGUAAGUUGCUGCUGUCUGGACAUUUAAUUUUUUUUUUUUUUUUUUUUUCACAAUUUCAGAGGAAAACAAUAAGAUCGCAAUUUACAAUAUAUCCUCCUCAAGGGUUCAGAGGGGAGAUUUGAAAAUGUGUUUUAAUCUAACAGAUGUUGUAGGAGAUGUGACAUAUUAAAGCAACAUUACGUAGAGAUCUGUAGCACCCAAUAGCUCAGUUGGAAGAGCGGGUUGUCCCGUGUACAGAGGUCUUGUCCUCGCUGCAGCAGCCCGGGGUUCGAGUUCGACCUGUGGCCUCUUCCUGCUUGUCACCCCCCCCCCAUCGUGUUGCCUGUCAUCCCUCAGUUUAAUUUAAAAAAAGUCAAGGCACAUUUGCUCAGAGGGAUUACAUUACAGCGGCCUCGCUCAAUACUGGGCCGAUUUCAGAAGUUGCUGUUAGCAUCAGUCACUUACACAAAAAUCUGAGAAAAUACCAUCCAGGUUUGGAAAAUACUAAAGUAUCGAAAAGAUGCUUAUUCCAUGUCAUCAUUUUGCAUUGGAUGUAUGUGAAGUGUGCUUAAUGAAAUAAAAAUGAAGCUUUUCAUGUGA